AUGACCCACCAAGACUACAAUAACAUCAUCAUCGUCGGCGCUUCCAUCGCCGGCCACACUCUAGUCAACGAUCUCUACCCUUACCUCUCGUCAGAGUACCGCAUCCUCCUAGUUGAUGCCCUCGACUUUGCCUUUUGGCCCAUCGCAGCUAUCAGAGCUGCUACCGCUCCGCGUCUUCCUUUAUAUUCCCAGGCCGUGACAGUCCCCUUGACUGACGACCGGGUAUUCCCCGCUGGCUCGCAGCACCGUGUGAUUGUGCCAAACAGGCUUGUAGAGUGUAAAGAGACUAGCGUCGUGCUCGAGCAUCCCUUCGAGGGGUCCAACGAGAUUCCAUUUUGGGGAUGCGUGAUUGCCACGGGCGCAAAGCAGCAAGCACCUUUGGUUCCGGAUCUAUCUUUCACAGAAGAAGAGUACAAGCAGCUGUUGCGUCAGUACCAGAGAGACUUGAAGGAGGCCAAGGAUGUGGUAAUCAUCGGCGGAGGCACUGUUGGCAUCGAUCUUGCCGGUGUACAUAUUCGCUGUAUCAACGACAAGGCCAACAUCACCAUCGUUCACCCCCGCUCCGGCCUGCUAGAACCCACACCAUUCAACCCCAUCCCGGCAUCCACCACCACCAUUCCCACCUACUCUUCUCCCCCUGUCGACCCGCGCUUGUCCAAGAACCUGGAGGCGCUCUGCCGGAAACUCAACAUUGAGCUGAUUCUCGAGGAUCGGGUCGUCAUUCCCAAAGACGGCGAGGUAGUCGGUGCAGGAAAGUGGGAAGGAAACUAUGGAAAGCAGGAAGGGGUCAAGGUCGUGGGGUUGGAAAGCGGGAAACAGGUCAAGGCGGACUGGGUGAUCAUGGCGGCUGGUACCAAGCCCAACAGCUGGAUGGUCGCUAACAAGGACGAGGGAGCACUCGAUGGGAAGCUGAUCCGAGUAGAGGAGUACCUAAAGGUCGGUUCAUCAGUACUAUGUCGAACGACGGCGCUGAUGAAAGCAGGUCACUUCGACCAACGACAAUACUAUGCUAUAGGCGAUGUCUGCAGCGCUCCGGGUUUCAAGGCAGCUAGGGGUGCGGGGCUAGGAGGAUCCAACGCGGCUGUCAAUCUCGUAGCCGAGAUCAAGAACAAAUCUCGAACAAAGUUCAGUCCAGGUAUAAUCGGGCUCGGUAUCCCGGUAGGGCACUAUGAAGGAGCCGGUAUGGCGACUUUGCCGUGGAUCGGCAAUGUGAUGGUGGGUGGCGCCUUCAUCAGAAGGGUGCGAGGCGAUGCCACGCUUAUUCCAAAGCGUUUCGUGACCAUCUUCAAAGGCCCCAACAAGGUUCAUAUUGAAUUUGAUGAUGUGUUGAGAAAGUGA
Cryptococcus wingfieldii CBS 7118 is the source of this 1338-nucleotide messenger RNA. RefSeq lists its product as hypothetical. The coding region runs from base 1 to 1338 and encodes 445 amino acids. Lineage: Eukaryota; Fungi; Basidiomycota; Tremellomycetes; Tremellales; Cryptococcaceae. The record is from RefSeq and is a predicted model, not a curated record. The transcript has 7 exons. Gene Ontology annotation, molecular function: electron-transferring-flavoprotein dehydrogenase activity; flavin adenine dinucleotide binding. Gene Ontology annotation, cellular component: cytoplasm.